GAUAUCUGGACAUGGGCGACAUUAGCCAGCAGCUGGCCCUCAAAGAGAGGAUGCAGUGCAAAAGCUUCCAGUGGUUUGUGGACAACGUCGCAUAUGAUCUGUUAAGGAAAUAUCCCGAGCUACCACCUAAUCUCCACUGGGGCGAGUUCCGAAACGCUGCAACGUCGCUGUGUCUGGACACUAUGGGUCACCCCGCCCCCAACCUGAUGGGGGUGUCGCAGUGUCAUGGCUUCGGCAACAAUCAGCUGGUACGACUGAACAGCGCGGGCCAGCUGGGCGUCGGUGAGCGUUGCGUCGACGCGGAUGCUCAGGGCAUCAAGCUCAUCUUCUGCAGACUAGGCACGGUCGAUGGCCCCUGGAUUUACGAUGAGGACACACACGUUCUCAAGCACAAACGCUUCAACAAGUGCGUGUCGCUGCAUCCGUCCAGCAACCAGCUACAACUGCUGCCAUGCGACCCCAUCAACAACUACCAGAAGUGGACCUUCAAACAAAUUACCCCUAACUGGUGAACUAAAGCAGCCAGUUACUGGUGAACUAAUUGCAGCCAGUUACUGGUGAACUAAUUGCAGCCAGUUACUGGUGAACUAAUUGCAGCCAGUUACUGGUGAACUAAUUGCAACCAGUUACUGGUGAACUAAUAGCAGCCAGUUACUGGUGAACUAAUUGCAGCCAGUUACUGGUGAACUAAUUGCAGCCUCCAGUUACUGGUGAACUAAAGCAGCCAGUUACUGGUGAACUAAUUGCAGCCAGUUACUGGUGAACUAAUAGCCACCAGGUACUGGUAAACUAAUAGCAACCAGUUACUGGUGAACUAAUAGCCACCAGUUACUAGGUAGUGAACUAGUAGCAAUUAGUUUUUCUCCUUUAACGCUUGGUGAGCGUUACAAUGUCAUCAGCCUUGCAUGACGUUUGGCUAUCAAUCUGAAUCCUUGUUAGCUUACAAUUUCCAAUUUGUGAUCUUAAAUAAAAUUUCUCUUUAUUUCCUUUAAGUAGAACGUUAUUAUUAGUUAUUACGUACGGUGAAUGAAAUUUUUUUCAUUAUUAGAGAAGUCUGAUUUUUAAAACUUGUUGAAAUUCUACCUAAUGCAGCACUAAUAUGUGAACAUUUUAGUUCUAGUUCUGUCACCAUUCCAAGUAAAAAGUUGGAUAGCUUCUUUUAAGUAUAAGCAUGCAGUAGCUUCGUUCUGUCGGCGUAUUCUAAUAUAAAUGUAAGAUUUUAACUCAUUCUUCGCUUUUCAGACUCCUGGGAAAUUCCAACAAUUAUUCCUGUGAAGUGAUAUGCGCCAAUAAAUGUAGGUUUCAAACGCAAACUUUUGCUGUUACAGUAUUCUCCUACGUUGAUCCUUCCAAAUGGUUUUUAUCGUAUCGUAAUGAAAGCAAGCAGGCAUUCGGGAUUCAACUUUGUUUCCCUUAGAAAUUAGUCACUGUUGUGCGCCGGCAUAAGGGUAUUCUAUGUAGCCUUCUGCCUAAAGCCGACUAACCGCUUAUUAAUUUUUGGUGCGGUGAUGUAGCGUGUUAUCAUAAUCCAGUUUUAAAAGUUUUCUGGAAAUGAAGUUUUGCACUCUUUAAUGUUUUUUUAUGCAUGGUUAACGCGUAUUUUCCGAGCCGCCUACAGUUUAUUGCAACAUUCCUCUGUCCUGUCCUUAUUAGAUAUGAAUGUAUGAACAAUUACUCUGUGCUUCAGAAGCUAUUUUUAUUCGUCGAAUUACGAUGCGGCAUUGCAAAUUUGUUCUCUUCCUAAGUGCAUUUUGUUGUUACUCGUUAGUACGCGUACAAGAAAUAAAGCAAUUGUAUAAUUCUAUCUCAUUUUUGGGAAUUGAAUUUCCCAAGAAAGUACGAAUCUUGCAAUGAUGUUAAAUCUCCGUGUUACGUACAGUAUUGGUUUGCGAAAAUAUUCAUCCAGAAACCGAAACUUAAAUUUAUACAUCUGCAUUUUGCCUCAAUUCGUUUCCGUGACGUAAUCCUCGACUUUAACUUACAACCGCUGUUAGCUGUUGCGUAUAGAAUUAAUUUAUAACGCUAUUAUACAGUUAGCGUUUGUUUACUUAUUUGGCACGAUUAUGGAACUUGGAGCGUUGUCAUGUUCAUCUGAGUCGAGAUUAUUUUGUAAUAUGGGCUUUAACUACAGAUAGUCUCAUGAAUAUUAAAUUCUUUGUUAUUUCAUGAUAAAUAAUAAUAAAUUCCACGUCUUAUACCUCGUAUUUUUUAGCGUGAUGUAACUAUGCCUUUCUAAAAUUUUGAAGUUGGAUUCUUGAAAAAAUGGCGUCAUUGAGAGCAAUUUAUGCUCCCUGUAAAUUGAGUGCUUGGGUUAAGGUUGUACUAUAUUAUUUUGCGCUUGGGACGUGGGUUUGUUUCGCACUUAAUGAGUGGUCUUUUAUUGCUAUGCUUCAUGUUAUGAACUGUUUGAUGAGUCCAUCAUUCGGUGCAAAGGUUGGAUUGUGGUUGUAUCUGCUUGUGUUUUGUAAUAAACUGGGAGUCUAAUGCACAAAUUUGGUUAUCGAAUUGACGAGAAUGAUGCGGUUAUUUUUUAUUGUAAGUAUUCUUUGUGCACUCGUAGGGUACGCACACAG
Molecule: messenger RNA, 2573 nt
Organism: Hyalella azteca
Lineage: Eukaryota; Metazoa; Arthropoda; Malacostraca; Amphipoda; Hyalellidae
Product: N-acetylgalactosaminyltransferase 7
Exons: 4
Coding region: 12-512 (166 amino acids)
Cellular component (GO): Golgi apparatus
Source: RefSeq, a predicted model, not a curated record